Molecule: messenger RNA, 1530 nt
Organism: Anthostomella pinea
Lineage: Eukaryota; Fungi; Ascomycota; Sordariomycetes; Xylariales; Xylariaceae
Source: the annotation of a GenBank genome assembly
AUGGAGUUCCAUUACUCACAAGUGGUUGACCCGCCGGCGUGGAAUUCCCAGGGGCUAUGUGACGGCUUGCCCCUUCGCGAGCAUCUGAAUCCAGAACUGGAGGUCGCCGGAGUCAACAGACUUCGUGAUGACUGGGAGAAGUUUGUUGGGCCAAUACCCCCCGGAUCAAACAGGGGGUGUUUGGGCUCUCCGCACCAUAUGUGCUCGUUCGCGAUUCCAGAAUGCCUGCCCGAGCGCCUAGAACUCGUGGCAUACAUCAUGGAGUUUGGGUUCUUGCAUGACGACCUGAUCGAUACAUUUGAGAACGCCGAGGCCGACGUCCAGAAUGAGGGGAUCAGGAAGGCCUUGAAAGAUAUGCUCAGCGGUGAGCCCUCUGGCGAAGGACAGAUACUGCUCACCAUGAUCAAAGAGAUGACCUCAAUUGAUCCUGCUGGAGCAAACGAGAUGAUGAGCUACUGGGACCAGGAGCUGUCUCUUGCGCGUGAUCGACCUGAUAUCACGACCUUUGAUGACUACCUUGAGUACAGGAUUGUGGACUGCGGUGCUACAUUCGCAAUAGCGCUUGCCACGUUCGGGAUGAGCCUCAAUGUCUCCCAAGCGGAGAUGGACGAGUGUUUCCGGCUCGCGCGUCCCGCCUUCGCAGCAAACGCAGACCAACGCCGUCCAGACGCCAUCGAUGAGGACGAGGCAAAACGCCAAGUCCUCAAGAAGGUAAACAGUCUGAUAGGGGAUCACAUCCAGACCUGGGAGGAGACGAAGGGCCGGCGGGAUUUGUCCCCUGAUGCUCAGCGUCUUAUGGAAUCGGUGCAGUAUAUGAUCAGUGGAAACUUCAUCUGGGGCAAUACGUGUCCACGUUACCACCAGGAGCAGUCACCGGCCGAAGUCGAGGCGGUUGGUGCCUUUAUCGAAUCUGAGAAGCCCGAGCAUACCAACACGUCAGACUACGGGAGUGGUGAUUCUACUGCGGCUGACCCCGACGAGCCAUCUGGUAGCACAGACGAUCUUGUCAUCGAAGAUGACGUCCGUGAUCUCGAUGAUGCUAUCAACCAGACAUCAGCUGAGGAGAAAGGAGUCGGCCAUGACGGCAUACCCAGUGACUCGAUACAUCAGUAUCGUUCCGCUGGGAAAGCUGACCCUUCCACCAACCGAGACCUGCCCGCUCUUUCAUCCGCCACCAUCUGUGCCCCAGCGCGGUACAUCGAGUCCCUGCCAUCCAAGAACAUCCGUGACAAGGCCGCAGUAGCCUUCAACGUAUGGUUCAACAUGCCCAGCUCCGGAGCUUGCAACCAUAAAGCGCGUCAUCAGCAUCGGGCACAACGCCUCGCUCAUGAGAUGGACGACAUCCAAGACGUCUCCGAUACGUGUCGCGGCAAGCCGUCGACGCAUACAGUAUUCGGCGUCGCGCAGACCAUCAACUCAGCCGGCUACCUGAUCAUCAAGGCCCUAGAGGAAGUCAAGUCGCUGCAGGAUCUGGCCUGCGUGGAGAUAUUCAUCGGAGACAAGCUGUCUGUACAUCACGGCAACUACUAA